This is a messenger RNA of Archocentrus centrarchus (flier cichlid), 1712 nucleotides long. It is a transcript of the gene c1qtnf9, whose product is annotated as C1q and TNF related 9. The coding region runs from base 136 to 1155 and encodes 339 amino acids. The transcript is spliced from 3 exons. Lineage: Eukaryota; Metazoa; Chordata; Actinopteri; Cichliformes; Cichlidae. Gene Ontology annotation, molecular function: protein binding. The record is from RefSeq and is a predicted model, not a curated record.
CUUUCACUGUGCAUACCAGCUUUUAAGUUAAACAUGCUGUGACGAGGCUAAAUAUGCGCUAGAUUGAACUUCUUUGAGUCUGCAAGCUUCUUCAUUGCGGGAUAUUGAUCUCAUUGGACAGGUAAAUCAGGUAAAAUGUUGCAGGCAAGGAUUAAGGUAAUUUUACUGCUUCUUCUGUUGGCAUUCAGAGGUGUCACAGAGCAAGAAACCCAAAGUAAAGGCUGUGUCUGUGGAUAUCCUGGAAUACCAGGUGAUCCCGGACACAAUGGCAUGCCUGGCAGAGAUGGCCGUGAUGGACUCCAAGGUGACAAAGGUGAUCAAGGUGAAAUUGGCCCUCCUGGAUCCAGAGGCCAUGAUGGCCACAAGGGAGACAAAGGGGAACGUGGUGAAACUGGCCCAGCAGGGCUCAAAGGGAAAAGAGGAGAUAAUGGAGAAAGGGGCCUUCCUGGGAAAAUGGGGCCCCAAGGAGUGCAAGGGCCUAUUGGCCUCAAAGGAAAUAAGGGAGAGCUUGGGCUGCCUGGACCCCAAGGACCGAAAGGAGAUUUAGGGCCUCCUGGACCACAGGGUCAAAAGGGGGAAACUGGCCUCAGAGGUGACAGAGGCAUUCCAGGACCAUUGGGACCACCUGGCAGACCAGGCCCCAAAGGGGAAAUUGGUGUUCAAGGUCACAAAGGAAAUAUUGGUUAUCGUGGGGACAGAGGGACUCGAGGUGAUAAGGGCGAUAAGGGUGAAAUGGGAGAUGCAUUUGUUAUUUCCAAAAGCGCCUUCUCUGUAGGACUCAGUGCGCAAACUAAACUCCCAGCAGCGAAUGCACCCAUCCGGUUUGACAAGAUUAUUUACAAUGAGCAAAAUCAUUACGAUCCACAAACAGGGAGAUUCACUUGCUCCGUGGCAGGUGCUUACUUCUUCGCCUACCACAUCACUGUCUUUUCCAGAAAUGUGAAAGUGGCCCUCGUGAAGAACGGGGCAAAAAUCAUCCACACCACGGACAACUACCAGAGCGGCGAGGACCAGGCAGCAGGGGGAGCUGUGCUGCACCUGGUGGUAGGGGAUAAGGUGUGGCUGCAGGUGGCUGGAGGAGAGCUGUUCAAUGGGCUCUUUGCUGAUGAAGAUGAUGACACUACCUUCUCUGGGUUCCUGAUCUUUGGAUCUUAAUUAAGGCAUCAUUUAUAACUACUAUGAGUAGAAACAUUGAAAUACGUUUAACAAUCCAAGUCAGUCAGAUUCAACAUGCCACUAAAUUUAAAUCCAAUUCAGUCAAAGUCUAUUUAUAUAGCAAAUUCAACAUAACCUUCACCUCAAGGUGCUUUAAGCUGUAAGGCAAAGACCCAAGCAAACCCCUAUGAGCAAGUAUUUUGCAACAGUGAGAAAACCUCCAGGAGCAUGCAUUUAAGUCUAUAACGCAUGCUAAAUGUGACUAAUUUACUCAAGUAAUGUAUAAAUUUGAAUCAACUGUAUUUCAUUUUAGUGUUUUAAUGUUACUACAUGGCGUCUUCUCCACAAAGUAAACAACACACUUUUCUGCAUUUAUUUAUUUACACUGCUGAUUAAAAUUUGACAUGCAAAAGAAGUGAGGUGUUUAUAUAAAACAGCUUAUCGUUAUAGAUUAAACCACACAAGGAAAACGGUUCAGAAGGCUUCUUAAACAUUAACACAAAUGGCAAUAAUCCAAUAUUAUAAUCUAUUGUGCACUAUAAUAGUUAUAGAAAUCA